Drosophila takahashii is the source of this 546-nucleotide messenger RNA. Its product is annotated as E3 ubiquitin-protein ligase rnf8-B. Gene Ontology annotation, cellular component: nucleus. Gene Ontology annotation, biological process: interstrand cross-link repair; protein ubiquitination. The record is from RefSeq and is a predicted model, not a curated record. Gene Ontology annotation, molecular function: ubiquitin-protein transferase activity. Lineage: Eukaryota; Metazoa; Arthropoda; Insecta; Diptera; Drosophilidae.
AUGAAAGGAGAAUCAAAUCAAAUCCUCUUUUCAAACUACUCUAACAAACAAAAAAUGUCGGAUCAAAUCUUUUUUCUCGUGGGAGAAAUUGAGAAGCAGGAGGAGGAGCUUGUGCGUUUGGAGCAGCAGGUGGAUUCGAAUGGCAGUUUGGAGGAGCAGGUCCGCAAGCUGCGGGAGUGCAAUACGCAGAUGAGGGAUCUCAUGAUUCAUCGCCGUCGACUCCUUGACCAGUUGCGGAGCUUGAUGAUGCAGCACGCGACCGAAGAGCGACCCUUAAUCGUGGGUGAGCACCUGAUCAUCAGAGAACUGCGCACAAUUAGUAGUCGGCUGGACAGGCUUGCCGAGGACACCACCUGUUCGAUUUGCCUGGAGCCCUUGAGGGGGGACGGUGCCCAUUUUCUGGUCUCGCUGCGAUGCGGUCACCUAUUCGGCAGCAACUGCAUCCACACGGCCAUUAGAAGAUACCAUCGCUGCCCCAUCUGCAGGCGACGUGCUCGCCAUUCCGAUGUGCGAAGGAUCUACGGUCGAACUUCGUCGACACCUUAA